UCUAAUCUUAUAUUUUGAUAAUUUUGCAAAAUGACUGUUAUGUGGAUCAUUAUAAACUGAAAUUAAAACAAUUUUAACUUAAUUCUAUUAGGAAAUGAGUUCGUAUUGGUUUUUACAGUAAAGAUUUUGUUGUGAUAUCAAAUUGAAAUUUUAAUUUUAGAGAUAGAUUAGAAAUUUGACGUCUCAGAAUAGACUGUGUUAUGUCAAUUUCAUUAUUUUUCAAAUUUAUGUUUCUGCUAAAAUUAACAUUUAAUCGACAGUGUCUAUAAUCUUCGAUUUCCUUAUGAAAUUGGUUGUAUGAUUUUCGACAGCAAAUAUAAUUUUCUAUUUAUUUCUCUAGCUUUUUCCAAACAUGUAUUAAAAUUAAAUUAAAGAUAUAAAUUGUGCAAUGGAAUUCAUUAGACGAAGUAUAAUUAAUUUUAAACAGUAUCCACAUCGUCUUUUUUAUUAUGGACUUAGGCGCAAUUACUGCACCAAGAAUGGUGAAGCAGAAAGCGAAGAAUGGCCUCGACGCGUGGUAACUGGACUGCAGCCGACGGGCGCACUACAUGUGGGCAAUUAUUUCGGCGCGCUGAGGCGGUGUGUGCGGCUUCAGGACACCGGAGAUGACCUCAUGAUUUUUAUAGCUGAUCUGCAUUCGCUUACCACUCAUCAGAAUCCACAAGCUUUGCAAGAGAACAGUAUGGAGCUGGCAGCGCUACUGCUGGCGAGUGGCGUGGAUCCAGAGCGGAGCGUGGUGUUCGUGCAGUCGGCGGUGGCGCGGCACGCGGAGCUGUGCUGGCUGCUGGCCUGCCUCGCCACGCAGGCGCGGCUCGCGCACCUGCCGCAGUACAAGGAGAAGGCUGCCACGCUCAAGGAGGUGCCGCUCGGUCUGCUGCUUUACCCUGUGCUGCAGGCGGCGGACGUGCUGGUGUACGGCGCGACGCACGUGGCGGUGGGCGGCGACCAGGCGCAGCACCUGCAGGUGGCGGCGCAGCUGGUGCGCACGUUCCGCCACCGCUACGGCUGCCAGCCCUUCCCCACGCCGCGCGCGCUGCUGCCAGAUGAUGGUAGUGACCGGAUACGAAGUCUUCGCGAUCCCUCGAAAAAAAUGUCGAAAUCGGAUCCAGAUGGUAAAUCACGGAUACUACUUAGCGACCCGGAUGAUGUUAUCGCCCUCAAGAUAAGAAAAGCUGUCACAGACUUCACACCCCAGGUGACGUACGAGCCGGACACGAGGCCCGGCGUGUCCAACCUGGUGACGCUGCACUGCCUGGCCGCCGGGCUCACGGCCGAGGAGGCCGUCGAGGAGGCGGCCGCGCUCACCACCGCGCAGUACAAGCAGGUGGUGGCGCGCGCGCUGGUCGCCGAGCUGGCGCCGCUGCGCGAGCGCGCCGCCGACCUGCGACGCCGGCCGCGCCUGCUGCGGGACGUGCUGCGCGCCGGCGCGGCGCGCGCCCGGCGCCGCGCCGACGCCGUGUACGAGCGCGUGGCCGCCGCCGUCGGCCUCGCGCCGCACGCGCCGCCGGCCGACCGCGCGCGCGCCGCGCGGUGA
Molecule: messenger RNA, 1534 nt
Organism: Galleria mellonella (greater wax moth)
Lineage: Eukaryota; Metazoa; Arthropoda; Insecta; Lepidoptera; Pyralidae
Gene: TrpRS-m
Product: tryptophan--tRNA ligase, mitochondrial
Exons: 6
Coding region: 389-1534 (381 amino acids)
Biological process (GO): mitochondrial tryptophanyl-tRNA aminoacylation
Cellular component (GO): mitochondrial matrix; mitochondrion
Molecular function (GO): tryptophan-tRNA ligase activity; ATP binding
Source: RefSeq, a predicted model, not a curated record